AUGAGAGAGCUCGACAAAGCCCACAAUCUUAAGGAAUGUUGGCUCUUCAUCCUCAGGUCGUGCUGCGACCUCGGGUCUUUUAUUAAAUCCGGCGAUUGGAAGCAAAUUAUUCAGAAAGCGACUCAGAAGAGGAUUUUGUCAUUGGACAACAUAUUUUCACUCAUUCCAGACGACAUGCAACUCGACGACCUCCAUAAAAAUUUUUCCACAUCUGUCGGCAAAUCAUCUGCAGAUUUUCGAAAAUCCGAGGAAACAAGGAAGAAAUUACUCGAGAGAAUGGCAGAGCAGAGACACAUCAUCACAGAAACAACGAUGUCGUCAAUCAUUGUCGAACCUGCAGACCAAAUUUGCGUAAUUUGCAACCAAAAGGUUUUAGAUCAGUCAUUUGAAGAUCCUCUUUAA
This is a messenger RNA of Trichomonas vaginalis G3, 402 nucleotides long. RefSeq names its product vacuolar protein sorting-associated protein 18-like protein family. The record is from RefSeq and is a predicted model, not a curated record. The transcript has a single exon. The coding region runs from base 1 to 402 and encodes 133 amino acids. Lineage: Eukaryota; Parabasalia; Trichomonadida; Trichomonadidae.